AUGGUCGAUUCGCGUAGGUCUGUCGGUAGUCGCGGUAAAAAAAGUUCUCCACCAGUAUUUUCACAUGACUUCGUCAUACAGAAUCAUGGCGAUAUUAUGUCCUGUAUCGUCAUGUUUAUAGUUAUGGGUCUUUUCUUCCAGGUGACAACUCCGUUAGCUACUGUGUUCAUAAUUCCCCAGUAUAACGAAACUAUAGAACCCACUGUUGCCGGUACAGUACGUCAAUCUUACUUUGGUAUUGGACCAAAAGAUCUUUUUGCGAUUUUCUUCUAUACUGUGGGAUGGAUUGUUGUACAUGCUAUUCUUCAAGAACACAUUUUUGACAAGCUGCAAAGGAAGCUUCACCUGAGCAAAUCGAAGAUGAGAUGUAUUUUGCACGACUUGCGUUUGUAUGCUGACAUUACAAAGUUAUGGGUUGGAUAUCCUGAGACGCAUCGUCUUCUAACCCUGCAUGCAAAAUUAUUCUUUAUUUUUCAGAUUGCGUAUUGGAUACAUCAAUUUCCAGAAUAUUAUUUCCAGAAAGUUCGCAAAGAUGAUAUGCGUUUGCGUACUGUUUAUUCGCUAAUCUUUCUUGUUUUCAUUACAACAGGCUAUUUUCUGAAUUUUAACCGUUUGACUGUGACGCUUUUAUUUUUUGAGUAUAUAUCACAAGCAGUUUUCCAUACGACCAGGCUAUUCCAUUUUUCAGAAAAGUGGAACAUUUCGAAAACCGGUUUUAAACUUUGGAAUAUUGUUUUCGUGGUUGUCAGACUUAUUAGCGCCGUAAUCACAGUUUUGACGCUGUGGUAUGGACAUCGAACUAUUGAGGUACCAUAUAUCGAUAUUGCAACUGGGAAUUACAACACAGCUUUUAUUCGACUAAACAGCAUGCUUUGCAUUUUGUUUUUGCAACUGCUUAUGCUUUUCAAUUUUGUGAAAUUCCAUCUGCAUCGAAUUCGCGAAAGACGAAGCAAACAGAAGCCCGUAAAGGUACCUCGUACUCAGAACAAAAAGAAGAAAUCAGUUGCUGAUGAUCAGAGUUCGGAGAACGACCAGCGCAGGAAGAAAACAAAUUAG
Molecule: messenger RNA, 1056 nt
Organism: Enterobius vermicularis (human pinworm)
Lineage: Eukaryota; Metazoa; Nematoda; Chromadorea; Rhabditida; Oxyuridae
Source: the annotation of a GenBank genome assembly